UUCUUCGACUUGGGCAGAUUAUAAUCACUGUGUCGCGCUGAUAUAGAGAAUACUGUAAGAAGUUCUUCUAGUUUUCGGAGCCUUUCACCGCAAGUCGGACCAAAUCAGAGCCACACAGCAUCAUACACAACUACAGCCACAAGAGACUUACCAUGAGGGGUUCUAUGGAGACAAACGGGCUCUGGGAGCAACACCAUGCCAGCAGAAGACGUCCUUUGAUCUCAAGCACCUCAGAAAUACAGGGCGAGGUUGCGGAAGUAACUCAUCCCCCGCUACAGCCUACUGUGACAGAGGCACGUCGUCGAAAUGUCUCUGCCAUGAAUCGAGAUUCUCAACGGCAGACCCAAAGAAAUCGACACUUGGGAUCUAUUGGAAUUCAGAAAUCUCACCGAACGAUUGGUCAAGGAAUGCGACAUCGAACCCAGAAGGCAGUUAAGCCUGGAAAGACACUAAAUGUGGACGGCUUGUCUCGACCAUUAAGGCCCAAGACUCUGGAGCCCACGUCUUCCCUUAUAACGCCCUCGAUGAGUUUGACCUCUCAAAGCUACGAAAACCUUGCAGGAGAGCAAUAUGAAACCCGGAUACGUUGGAACCAGCACCCGAUAGUGGCCAGACUCCUCCAAAUGUUCGCAUUGUCUAUCCAACCGGCCGCAAAUCACAUGGCUAUCGGCCCUCUCAUCACUCAAUUUGAUUCUAGCUGUCAACACUCUCUGCUGUCCAAGACUGUAGCGCUGAAGUUGGGGCUACGGCUACUGCCCUGGCGCCCCGGAGGUUCUCUCGAGGUGAUGACCGAGUUCGGCUUCUUCAAGCCAACAGAAUACGUCACCGGAAAUAUUCGAGCCAGUCAGUUAUCUAACGGAGACCUCGGAAAAUGCAACGUAGCUCUCUUAGAUGACGAGCAAAUGAUGUCUCUAGGAUUCCAGUUCCUGGUCGGAAAAAAGAUCUUUGACAAGCUUGUGGAGAAGCGCCCCUUGUCUCCGGAACAACGCGCCAACAUCGAUCUCGGUUUUCGAAGAUCUUCACCGAAGCAAUCUGCCGCAGCGCCUUGGGCGCCGGGCCGUGAUGUAAUCUGUGAUGAACACUACAUGAAUCAUCUCCAACCUACGAUGCUUGGCCAGGCAUCAAGCUUCUCGACAAGUUACACGGCCGGUGGCAACCUAUCUGGGUUUUCAGCGGAUGAUGCUGGGCCAGUUUCGACUCCUCGAACAUCAUUUGAUUGCAUGAGGCUUGUUCGUAGUCCUGCGAGCGAUGCGCAAAACGUCAACAGUUGCCGAAGUCUCUGCGGGUACGGCCAAGCACCCUCCCAUGAUAGUUUUCCUCAAACAGAGGCUUUUGGUACCCAGUCGAGCAGUUUCAAUCACAUCCCAUAUGGCCGCAAGAUGAGCAACUCAUCUGAUGUUGCUCAGGUGAGCCUUUCAUUCGAGAACAACUCGAUGUUCGGGGUCUCCAGCGCGACAAACGAUCUAGUAAACGUCAAUUCUCCGACGCUUCCUGGACAUACUACUGCGAUGCAAAUUCCUUUGGGUCGGCCACAGACUUCCCUUAGUGGUACUCUACCAGAAUACUAUGAUGGAAUGCUCACGGGUCCAACUUCGAACUACUGCAGUCCGGGUGGUGCCUCGUAUUCUGGCAAUGACCAAACUCAAGCAGCAAGGCCCUCGCUGCAUGCCCAGCCAGAGGGGCUCACUGCAACUAGUUGGCAGAACGCAGAGUCUCGGACCCAGGUAGACGUGCGGCUAGCAUCGCAGUCAGGAGCGGCGUCUUUGCCUGCAAUUCGGGUCAACUCGUCACCUCUGGACAAUUGCAAUAGCCCCAAUCACCAAGCCUUUUUUGACUCUGACAUGGGUAUAGACCCGUUCUUCUUGUCAUCGUCUUGAUCCUGAUAGAGGACACGAAGAGCCCUCAGCUGAGGAGUGAUUAUACGUUGGGUCGCCGAAAGCGGCUCAGUUAGCUGUCUAGGGUCUCAUCGCCCUAGUUCAGUGCCAUUCAUAGGUGAUACGUCACCCUGAUCCAAACUCUGUAGCAUUGCAGAGUUGGCAUGUGAUCUCUAAGGAGCGUUCUUGUAACAUGUUGCUAGGUUAUAUAGCCUUGGUUCACGCUUCUAAAAGAGCUUUUCAGAGAUAAGUGUCUCGUCUUAUAGUAGUGGGGUUUGGGGAGUACAGUACCCUGUCUUGACAUGACCUCCAUCUUUGGAUGUCUGUUUAGCAACUUGGGAAGGCAUU
Colletotrichum godetiae is the source of this 2222-nucleotide messenger RNA. RefSeq lists its product as uncharacterized. The transcript is spliced from 3 exons. The record is from RefSeq and is a predicted model, not a curated record. Lineage: Eukaryota; Fungi; Ascomycota; Sordariomycetes; Glomerellales; Glomerellaceae. The coding region runs from base 153 to 1877 and encodes 574 amino acids.